GCAGAACACCCUUGAAGACUAUGAAAGUGCCCGGGUUGUGCUACUGCAUGUGAUUCUACCAUGGUGCUGCACUGGACCUCAGUACAUGCUGUGCUUUGGACUUUUAUGUCUUUAUUCAUAGCAAAUGUCAGAGCAUCACCAUGUGCUGAGGUACACACUACAUCAAAAGUGGUGCUUUUUGGCUCACCAGUCACAGCUUCCUGUCACUUUAAAGAUGAUUGUUUGCUAAUGAAUUUCCAAAGACUAUCUGUGGAGUGGCAUUACAAUAAUACCUUAAUCCAGAAAAUUGAAGCCAGUCAAGAAAAGAAAGUGUAUGAGAUUUUCAUACCCAGCUUCACUGACAGGCAAGCGGUGCUAAAAUGUUUGGUCUGUUCAGGCGAUACCUGCAACAUAGUUGAUGCUGUGGAAAUGGAAGCGGGAUAUCCUCCAUCUGCCCCUGAGAACCUAACCUGCCAAUUAAAUCUCAUGGAACCAAACACUCUGGUGUGCAAGUGGGACCCUGGCCAAAAAACUUUAAAUAGUCGAACAAACUACACACUAUACACAGUAAUCAGUGAUUCGUCUGAAAGGUUUUCCUAUGUCCCACUACCUGAAGAGUAUUUAUACAGGGUUCCACGUCAUGGCUUUACUUUGUACAGUACUGUGCAAGUGUUUGUGGAGGCAGUAAAUGAUUUUGGACGUGCAACAUCUGAGCUCUUAAUGUUUAACCCAAUGGAAACAGCUAAGCUUGAUCCUCCAGAAAUUAAAGUUGGGACAAAAAGGUUUGAGUGUCUAGAGCACAACUGGAGUCUCUCAAGAAAGCAGAGUUGGAUAAGAAAUAGUUUAUACGUGGAGAUAAGCCUUAAACCUGUGAUAAACAAGCUUUCAGAGAAAGAGCAGAUCACCUCUUUCAAAGCCAGACCUGGUACAAAGGAGGUGUGUGGCCUACUUUAUGGAAUGUUGUAUGAAUCCAGGAUGAGAGUAAAGUAUCACACUAAUAGCCCAUGGAGCGAGUGGAGUAAACCUGCCGUCGCUUUCACACCCAUGAGUGCUCCUACUGGCCGACUAGUCACAUGGCUGAAGCUCACAGGGCGGCUAGAAAACAGACAUCAAAAAGCACAACUUUUCUGGAAGCCAUCUUCACACUUCCGUCCCAACAGCAUGAACGUGUCUUACGCCAUCUCAGUGAAGGGGAGAAAUGUGUGUGUCACUGUUCAGCAAUACUGCUCUUUCCAAAUCCCUGCAGGGGUCAGGAAAUUUCACCUGACAGCCAUGAAUGCAAAAGGAAAAUCCUGGCCUACUGAAGUGUUAGUUCACAGAGGAACAGAAAUGGAUCCUGUAUCUCUUCUAACAGUGCUUCCACAGUCUGAUGAGUCUUUGUUGACAGAAUGGGCAAGCCCUGAAAAUCUGAUUGUUAAUGCUUAUGUGAUCGAGUGGAAAGCUUUGAAUGACUCAAACUCAAGUCUAACCUCCUUUGAAAUUCUAAACAAAAAUCAAACCAGCUUUGUGAUGACAGGUCUCGAGCCAUAUCAGCCCUAUGAAAUUUCAGUAUAUCCUAAGUAUAAGGAUGGAAUUGGUCAACCAUACAGCGUUGUGAUGUUCACAAAACAAAAAGCACCAUCUGUAUCUCCAAUACUGAAGUUUGGAAGGAUCGGAUCUUCUUACAUUGAGCUUUUCUGGGAUGAGAUUCCGCUGCUGCAGAGGAACGGAAUUAUUACUGGCUAUAGGGUUUUUUACACAGAUGAGAAAAACAACACAGGAGCUGUGGACACCAGUGCGGCCAACAGAAAAGUGAUUUUGAAAGAUCUUCAUCCUUUUUCCCACUACGAAAUCUUCCUCAUGACCAGCACACAUGGUGGAAGUUUAAAUGGCCCUGUUAUCACUGUGACAACUGUAUCUACUGAUGCCUUUGAAUUAGUUCUUUUUAUCAUCCCGGCCUGUGUUGGCUUUACAAUCCUCAUCUUUAUCAUCUUUGCCUGUUUCAGUAAUAAUGACUGGAAGAAGCAUCUAUGGCCUAUCAUUCCAGACCCAGCUAACAGUAAUAUUAAAAAGUGGACAACUGCUGAUUCACUGGUAGGCAUGCCUUCAUUUAAAGAGUACAAGGACCCUGCACUGGUCUACGUUUCCCACUUCAGCCUGUUGAGCUUGUCUGAGACGAAUCUGUGGAAGGGAGAAAAGAACCUGAAGUGUGAGAAGUGGAAAUACGAUAGUGGAAACGCUGAUGAACGCCACAGUGAUUCAUCACCUGAUUCAGUGGCCUAUAACUCAGAUCAGCGGAGUGAAUCUGUGACUUACGCGACCGUCAUAUUGUCUGCACCUUAUCGCAGCCAGCCUGUCCCUCCACCAAUCUACCUGCGAUCAGAGUCCACCCAACCCCUGCUGGAGGAGGAAGAGUCAUCCAGUCCUCGCUCGUAUGAGAAACUGUCCUCCCAAGUGAGUCUUUCUGAUGUAGACCAGUUUUCGACAUUUCAGGAGGAUUUAAGUGGAGAUGAGAAUAAGGUGACAGUUUGGGAGGAUUUUCCUAUGCUGAGCUCUUUAGAAAAUCACAAAAAGGUUUAAAUUUAUUGGCUGCGUUUGUGUACUAUUGUCUCAAAAGGUGCUGUUUUAAAUAAUGUUUAUUUUGCUCAUUUUUGACCUAAGGGAUGAUACAAUGUUAUGCAAUUUUAUUUGACCAUGUGCCUUAGCUGCUGAUCAUGUGAGGCAACUAGUAAGAUGUAUAAAAUCAUUUUAUUAAACUUUCUUUUAUAGUUUGCAAGACUUGUUUAUGACUUAAAUCAUAAAAUAACUGCCCAAUUAUGUCUCACCUGUUGUUUGUUACCCUUUUUGUAUUUCUACUACUUUUUUUAACUUUUUUUACUCUAUUACUUUUUUCUUUUUGAAUACUUUUAAUAAAUAAACAAAU
Molecule: messenger RNA, 2881 nt
Organism: Trichomycterus rosablanca
Lineage: Eukaryota; Metazoa; Chordata; Actinopteri; Siluriformes; Trichomycteridae
Gene: csf3r
Product: colony stimulating factor 3 receptor
Exons: 16
Coding region: 61-2538 (825 amino acids)
Molecular function (GO): protein binding
Source: RefSeq, a predicted model, not a curated record